GAAUGGCUUUACCAAGAAAGCCAGGCAGAUCGUUCCUUAGCGGCUUUGGCAGACCAUGACCUAGCUCAUCAUGAACCUGGAAGGGCUCGAAAUGAUAGCUGUCUUGGUCAUGAUUGUCCUCUUUGUUAAGAUGCUGGAACAGUUUGGACUGAUAGACUCGAGCUUGGAAGACAGCGUAGAAGAUGAAAUGGAAAUGGCCACUGUACGGCAUCGGCCCGAAGCCCUUGAACUGCUGGAAGCCCAGAGCAAAUUCACAAAGAAGGAGCUACAGAUCCUAUAUAGAGGUUUCAAAAACGAAUGUCCCAGUGGGGUUGUUGAUGAAGAGACCUUCCAGGGGAUUUACUCGCAGUUCUUCCCACAGGGAGAUUCCACAACAUAUGCACAUUUUCUGUUCAAUGCAUUUGACACAGAUCACAACGGAUGUGUGAGUUUUGAGGAUUUUGUUAUGGGACUUUCAAUUUUGCUCCGGGGGACAGUACAAGAAAAACUAAACUGGGCUUUUAAUUUAUAUGACAUAAAUAAGGAUGGUUAUAUAACAAAAGAGGAAAUGCUUGAUAUUAUGCAAGCCAUAUAUGAUAUGAUGGGGAAAUGCACUUAUCCUGUUGUCAAGGAGGAUGCACCCAGGCAACACGUGGAAACAUUUUUCCAGAAAAUGGACAAAAAUAAGGAUGGCGUCGUUACCAUGGAUGAAUUCAUUGAAAGCUGCCAAAAGGAUGAAAAUAUAAUGCAGUCCAUGCAGCUCUUUGAAAAUGUGAUUUAACGCCACAAAGUUCUUUCAAUUAAUGGACAAUAUGAACAGUUCUGCAGCAACAACUUCAUACAGG
Euleptes europaea (tarantolino) is the source of this 824-nucleotide messenger RNA. RefSeq names its product potassium voltage-gated channel interacting protein 4 (gene KCNIP4). The record is from RefSeq and is a predicted model, not a curated record. Gene Ontology annotation, biological process: regulation of potassium ion transmembrane transport. Gene Ontology annotation, cellular component: voltage-gated potassium channel complex. Gene Ontology annotation, molecular function: potassium channel regulator activity; calcium ion binding. Bases 71 to 760 code for a protein of 229 amino acids. Lineage: Eukaryota; Metazoa; Chordata; Lepidosauria; Squamata; Sphaerodactylidae. The transcript has 8 exons.